AUGGAAAGCUAUAACAUUUCUGAAGGGAAAAAGCUUUUGGACCUUUUGGACUAUGAUUGUGUACCCAGAGAAUUCAGGAAUUGGUGUGCUGAAGAUCCGGGAAGAGUUUUGCAUAUUUUGUAUAUUUUGGAGAGUAAAUAUAAGUUGGAAAUGCAAUUUAUUUGUGAUCCAGCAAUUACGAGACAUCCAGAUCCUGGAUACACUUGGGUUUAUGGUGGAAUGUCUGCGGUUACUGUAAUUUUGGGAAUUAUGGGUGCAUCGAAGGUUAGGAAGGAUUGGGAAAUAGCCAAACUGCAAAAACUCGAAUCGGAAACUUCCAAUGACCCAAAUCUCCUGAAUGCUCUUCCGGACCAAAAUCCUAAAUUUCUCCGAGCCCCUCAAAGAUAUCGUAAUCGAAGGAUGGAUUCUGGAAAACGAAUGAUGGAAGCGAGGAAGGGAUUUGUAGAAAUAGAGAGAACUACAGUAAUCCCGACAUUUUUGAAGUUAGACAAACGAAGGAAAUAUAAAAUUUCGAAAGAUAAAAUUCCCAGAAUUAUUAUCGAAGGUCCAGAUGACAUAUUUUGA
Molecule: messenger RNA, 564 nt
Organism: Caenorhabditis briggsae
Lineage: Eukaryota; Metazoa; Nematoda; Chromadorea; Rhabditida; Rhabditidae
Exons: 2
Coding region: 1-564 (187 amino acids)
Source: RefSeq, a predicted model, not a curated record